AUUAAAUUUAACUCAUUAUCUACAACAUAAAGAUAUCCUAAAUAAAUAAGAGAACGAUGGAAGAAUGUAUUGAAUCCAUAAAUAUAAAAAUGUUUAUGGGAUUAAAAAGAGAAAUUGAAUUUAUUACAAAUGGUUUAUAAAUUUGGAAAAAGAUGGUCAUUGAUUCAACGACAUAUGAAAGAUAGAAGUGAGAACCAAAUUAAAAAUUAAUAUAAUGCGAUAAUGAGAAAUUUAAAGAAAGAAAAAGUAAAAUUCCAUUAAUUAAUUGUUGAAGAUAUCUAGUGAAGAUGAGACUAAAUUGCUUCAAAAUAUAAUAUAAAAUCCAAAUUAAGACAUGUAAAAAUUGAUUGAUGGAUUUCUUCAUGAAGUAAGAACAAAAAGAGAUCAAAAUGAACCUAAAAUAACUUAAAAAAAAAUAAAAAUGGAAGUCAAAAAUAAUUUGAUUAUCAAAGAACAAAAUUAAAUGAUUAAAUAGAUUCCAGAAAUAAAAUAAAAUUUAGAGGUUUAAUGUAAAAAAAGUUCAUUUUAUUUAAGCAUCUUUAAUAACAUAAAAUUUAUUUUAAUAUUAACCAUAAUUGAAUAAUUUAAAUUAAUAUCCAAUAUAUUAAUUCCAUAUCUAUAAUUCGUUAGUUUAGUAGCAUUUUGA
Messenger RNA from Paramecium sonneborni, 646 nucleotides. The record is from the annotation of a GenBank genome assembly. Lineage: Eukaryota; Ciliophora; Oligohymenophorea; Peniculida; Parameciidae.